This is a messenger RNA of Zootermopsis nevadensis, 3029 nucleotides long. RefSeq names its product E3 ubiquitin-protein ligase RFWD3. Gene Ontology annotation, cellular component: nucleus. Lineage: Eukaryota; Metazoa; Arthropoda; Insecta; Blattodea; Termopsidae. Gene Ontology annotation, molecular function: ubiquitin-protein transferase activity; protein binding. The record is from RefSeq and is a predicted model, not a curated record. Gene Ontology annotation, biological process: interstrand cross-link repair; protein ubiquitination.
UCCAAAGUAAAGAAGUGUGCUUGUGACGCAAUACUCAACGGUUUUUAUAAUAAUCUCUGGGUGUAAGCUGUGCUACCGCGUUUUUGCCUAGAAUAUCGGUUUGUACUUAGUCGGUGUAACUUAACGACCAAUAGUGUAUAUAAGUUUACGGUGGCUUUGAAAUAGGUGUCUUUUGAUGUAAUUGGACGUGUUUUGAAAUGGAGGCUGCUGGGGUGAACUAUGAUUCUGACACAACAAUAGAACUCGAUUCAGACGGAGAUGAAGUCAUGUUUGCUGAUGACAGAGAAGAAUCACUACAAAGGCAAGAAACAUCUAUGGAAGUUCCAGGUACCAGUGCCAGUGUGCAGUCCAUCACGCAGUUUGCACCUUCGACUUCUCAGUCAACAGCAUCUCCAUCUGUUGCUGGAGCCCUGGAUCAAGAUUCUCUGCAGCUUGAGAGAUCGUCACCUCAAAAAUCUCAAGGUGAUGGUAAGAAACAAGUAAACUGUGACAAAGCGAAAGAUCAUUAUGAUGAUGGAAGCAUGUGUUCUAUAUGCUUGGAAAUGUGGUCCAACUCUGGAAAUCAUCGCUUGUCAUCUUUGCGUUGUGGGCAUUUCUUUGGUCAUAGCUGCAUCAUGCGUUGGCUGAAGUCAGGAAGUCAAAACGGGAUGAAACGAUGUCCACAAUGUAAUGAGAAAGCCAGAAAGAAAGAAAUCCGUCUACAUUAUGCUCGUAAACUGCAAGCCCUUGAUACCGCAGAUAGAGACUGGUUAAAAGGUCAACUGGAUACAGUCAAAAGGGAGAAAAACAUGUUAGAACUGGAAUUGGCAAGGGCAAAUCUGAAUCAGCGGUUGCUCCAAGAAGAACUAUCAGAAUUACGACAGACGCUAAUGCAGAUGCAAGAAACAGAAGCAAGAUGCACAAGACAUGACGUGCAGAAAAGUGACCCAACCUCAGUAAAAAAUAUGGGAUUUUAUCGCAGUUUUCAGGUACACGCGGGUGAUUGUCGUGUUUUAGCGUAUAACAAGUAUCUGUCCCUUCUUGUUGCGUCCCAAUACUACCCCGUAUUUCGCAGUUACGGACUUUCGAAGUUUGAUACUAGGAUAUUAAACUCGCCACAGAUGUUUCCAAUACAUGAGAAAGAAAUAAGAGACUUGGCUUUUCAUCCAUUGCGUUAUGACAUGUUGCUCAGCGUGUCAUUGGAUCAAAGCGCCAAGUUGUUCGAUGUGGCUAAUAAUAGGAUUUUUGAGAUUUACCCCUCCGACAAUCCACUGUGGAGCUGCUGCUGGGAUGUUGUUAAUACAAAUUUAUUUUAUGUUGGUACAAGCAAAGGAGCUGUAAUUCAGCAUGAUAUAAGAUACUCAACGAAACCAGUGUGGAAAAUAACGACGCCAAACGAUUCAUCCCCAGUAACGUCAAUAGCUGCGAUACCGGCGUGUCCUGGUAGAACGUUAGCACGAGGUGGAUUUUUAGCUUGCACACUGAACAGUUGUUGGGCAUAUGAAGGGUGUGAUGCAGAUUAUGUUGGAACACAACUUCCCUUUGAUGGACCAUUUGUGUCACUGAAGUAUGAUAAAGCGUCUGAUCACGUGUUGAUAUCGACACGACCCAACAUUCAUUUCCCGUAUUCACGUCAUAUCGUGUGUCAGUUACCAAAGACGUCUGCCGAUUCGCGCCCGGACGUCAUUUGCGCUCCUGUUCACACGUUCCAGGGCGGCACGAGUCAGAAGCUGCUGUCACGACCGUGUCUGGUGCCUGUAUGUGGAGAAGACACGUUGGUUGCUGCCUAUCAAGAGAGCUUGAAAACUAUUGCUCUGUGGAGCAUGUCUUCAGGAGAACAGAUACUGACCUGCCCAGCGUAUCUACCAUUGAUAGAUUUAUGUCCAAUAGGAAACAACAGUUCCAAUUACUUGGUAGCAUUAUCAACAAGAUCAUUUGCACUAUAUCAUUAUAACUAAAUUCUACUCUGUUAUUUAGGAAUUUCGCAAAACAGAUGGAGAGGGUAACUACCAUUGUAUGGGAUCCAUGGUCAAAGUAAAGGAGUAUAAAGUUGUGUUACACAUUCCAAGAAACCGCAUUAAGCUUGGAAACUCCACAUAACAGUUUAUAAAGACUUUUUUUUUGAAGCAGCAGUCUGGUCUUACCUUUAUGCCUGACUGUACUCUUAAAAUAUUUUGUUUCUGUUUGUCUGAAUUGAUUUCGUAACAGCACUUGCAUUUACCUUAAGCUGAUAAUGCUGAAAAUGUAUAAUUUUAUAGAGACAGUUAUAUUACAGUUUUUCUUUUCUAACUUUUAUGUUCAAAUUUUUUGCAUGUUGCAGUUUUUCUUUUUUAAGUUUUGCGUUGCCAGUGACGUGGAAUGUGGCAGGCGUAAGAAGUAAUAAUGAGUAAUAUUUUGUGAAUGUUUUAUGGCCAAAGGUAUGGUCUGGUACCUGCAGUACAGCAGGACUCUAAUGGACGUUGUUGUCGUCAUCAGUUGUGUUUAUUCUCAUAACACUGAAAACUUUUUGUGGUACAGAACACUGUGUUGAAUUUUAUUAGGUGCUGGACCACACUGGUUUAUAGAUUCUUCUCAUAAAUAUAACAUUACUUUUUUUUUCUCCCCAUUUUUUAAGUAAAUGCCUUAAAAUUAAAGUAAAAGGGGUUCAAAAUUUGUUUUACUGUAGUUAUAAAACUGAGUUUGUGCUGACAAAGUCUUCAGGUGGAACUGGUGAACACACAGCAGGAAACAUAUAGAGAUACGAAGACGGCUGCGUUCUGGGUUGCAGCGCCAUGUAAUAUGGUGGAAGUUUACAUAUGUUUCAGAAGUUCUUGCUGCCUCCAUCAUCAAAGUGAUAGAGGCUGCAGGGACCCCUGAAAUGUUGGUAAACUUCUAACAUAUUACAUGGCGCUGCAACCCAGAACGCAGCCAACUUCUUACUUGCUGCCAUGUAAACCUCAAAUCUCACAUUUAUGAAUGUUUCUGUAACCUAAAAUUAAGCCACAGCUCUCUGGAAUCUGUAUGUAACCUUGAUCAGAUAUUAAACAGAGGAAAGAUUUACAGUGGUACAU